AUGAUGGAGAUCACAGCUUCUGAGAAGCGUCCCGCUUGUCCUAAGUUGUUGGAGUGUGAGCCUGAGUCAAAAUCUUUGAAAACAGGAAAUCCAGGGAAGCCAAAGCUGACAAGAAAAGGUGGGAUUGAGUUUCGAAACAAUUCUUUCAACCUUCCUUGUGGGCCUCAGACUUUGACACAGCUCAUGGACUGGCCAAAGUUCAUUGUCAGCCAAGUCAUUGCAGACCCUGGCAGAAAGACCAGGUUGUUUGAUGUGAUGAAUCGUGGCAUGACAGUCCACACUGCGUAUUCCGGACUUGACGCGCCAAGAGAAGUCUUGUCACAGGUGACCAAUGAGUUGCAAAGGAGCUUCAAUCUGUGGACGCAGGUUGAUUUCAUUCAUGCCUGUGACAACGCGUCUGGCCCACAGGCGGUAUUGGUCAGCUUAGCAAAGCAGUUGGAUUUGAGUUGUUCCUGUGUCUUCUCAGACAUUGAGGACCGUUUGCCACUAGAAACGGUGGCAGAGUUGAAUGCCCUGAACCCUGAGAAGGACAUGUCCUAUGAAGCCAAGGCAGCUGCUUACAAACAGAUGUGGCAGCAUUUGGAUGACGACAGGAAGACAGUCUUCAACCCGUUUGCUACCUCCCAGUGCCUUGUCCACAUGAGGCAGCGCCGCAUUGUCGGUGAUCGCGUAAGCUUCGACCCAGACUCCCAAGACACCCAGGAGAUGUCUCCAGGACUGGCUGGCCACAGGCCUUUGAAAGUUCACUUCGCAGGAACUGUGUGCAAAGGCUGGAGCUGUGCUGGAAGCAGAGCGCAGUUCAGCCAUGAAUCGGAGCGAACGCACUCUGUUUGGUUGGCAGAAAGAAAAGCUAGAGCUGAACAGGGCCUGGAAGACAUUUGCUUCCAGGAAUGCACUCCAGCUUAUGCAGUGCAAGAGAAGUUGAAGGUGCCUCUGGAAGACACGCAUUCUGUUCAUGCCUUGAAGACCUGCCCACAGCUGCAAGGCUGGCCUACUUCGAGGCCAAGGUCCUAUACGGUUCUGCUCAACAAGAAGAGGUGGGUUUGGGUGGGCCCUUCUACAGACUUGGCGAUCCAGCAAGAGUUCAAUGAACUCUUUCAGAGGAGCACAGAGAUGACCGGUGAUGCUUUCUUUGUUGCCCCAGAGAGCCAAAUCAGGGCAGACGUAGCCAGGCGAUUGCAGAAGCGUGGGCAGAAGAGUGAGCUUUUGAAGCUGGACUUGAAUAUGGAGCUGUUGUAUUCUAUGCUACCACCAGGAGCAGGCCAGAGGCUUCAGCAGUAUGAGCAACUGCGUGAAGAGAAGCAAGCGAUUGAGACUGGAAGUUUCAUUUGCGAUGUCAACCAGUGGCCCCAAAGUGGAUGUAGCACUUGUGGCCCCUUCUUUCCUUGCCAGUUGACUCACGCCACCUGUGUGUCAUUGAACCACAUGCGGCCAGCUGUUGGCCUGGAGUACUUGCUUGCCCAAGGUUUUCACACCUUUCCUGCUGUGCAUGGAGGCAAGGCAGCCCUUGUGCUUCCAAUCUUGGAAAGUUGGAAGACGGAUCAGGUCAUUGCUUUGUCUGGCAACAGCAUGUCGCUGCCAGCCAUUGGAGCUUGGGCGCUGUACGUGUUGGCAAACAUCCAGCCAGUGCAGCAAAUGACCAUCCAACCUGAAUUGAGCAUGUUGACGAAAGGGACGAGUCAAGACUUCUCAUCUCCAAUGAGGCUUCGGAAGUCAACUCCCAAGACGGUUUUCACAGUGUCAGACGAUCAGGAUGAAACUGAUUCUUGCCCGCGAGAUUUGCCAGAUUGCGCGGAUAUGUUUCCAGGUUCAGGUUUUGAUGUUGACUUAGCUCCAUCUGUGCCAGCUUCCUGGACUCUUGAUCUGCCCUUGGAAUCUUCAUUGUCUUCAUAG
Durusdinium trenchii is the source of this 1893-nucleotide messenger RNA. The record is from the annotation of a GenBank genome assembly. NCBI's taxonomy places the organism in Eukaryota, Dinophyceae, Suessiales, Symbiodiniaceae.